GCAGUGUCUCCUGCUCCAAGCCAACUCUCCUUGAAAAGUGACCAUUCCAUGUAUCGACCUAUCACAUUUACAAAUGGUGAUCUCAGGCUUUUGGGAGCAGCAUCUCCUGCUCCAAGCCAACUCUCCUUGAAAAGUGACCACUCCAUGGAUCGACCGAUCUCAUUUACAAAUGGUGAUCUCAGGCUUUUGGGAGCAGCAUCUCCUGCUCCAAGCCAACUCUCCUUGAAAAGUGACCAUUCCAUGGAUCGACCGAUCUCAUUUACAAAUGGUGAUCUCAGGCUUUUGGGAGCAGCAUCUCCUGCUCCAAGCCAACUCUCCUUGAAAAGUGACCAUUCCAUGGAUCGACCGAUCUCAUUUACAAAUGGUGAUCUCAGGCUUUUGGGAGCAGCAUCUCCUGCUCCAAGUCAACUCUCCUUGAAAAGUGACCAUUCCAUGGAUCGACCUAUCACAUUUACAAAUAGUGAUCUCAGUGUAAAACAGGAGAGGGUGUGGUCACCGUGUCUGUCCAUGAAGAGUGAUUGGUCCAUGGACAGGCCCAUUACAUUUGGAAAAGAUGCCAGUGGUAAACAGGAGAGGGUGGGGUCACCGUGUCUGUCCAUGAAGAGUGAUUGGUCCAUGGACAGGCCCAUAACAUUUGGAAAAGUGGCCAGUGAGCUGACAGCCAGUCUACUAACAGAGGACCACUUCAGAUGUUCAGUGUGUACAGAGGUUCUCAAAGAGCCAGUCUCCAUCCCCUGUGGACACAGUUACUGCAGACAGUGCAUUGAGACCUACUGGAACCAGCCUGACCAGACAGGAGACUACGACUGCCCCCAGUGCAGCAAGAGAUUCAGAACACGUCCUGACCUCCUCACUAACUCAGCCUUGGAGAAGGUGAUUGAGAAACUCCACCAGGCAGGGUUCAAGGUCCCUGCUCUUCCCAAGCACUGCUACGCUGGACCUGGAGAUGUGGCCUGUGAUCUCUGCACUGAGAAACAGCUCAAAGCUGUGAAGUCCUGUCUGACCUGCACUGCCUCCUACUGUGAGAGUCAUGUCAGACAUCACUACACCGUAGCAGCUCUGCAGAGACACACCCUGGUGGAGGUGACUGGAAACCUGGAGCAGAAACUGUGCCAGCUGCACCACAGAGCUCUGGAGGUCUUCUGUAAGACAGACCAGGUUUCUGUUUGUGUUCUGUGUGCCUUGCAGGACCAUAGAAACCAUGAUGUCAUAAAGAAUGAGAGAGAUACUGAAGAGGUGGGUGUGUCUAUAGUCUGGACCAGUGUGUGGUAGAUACUGUAGAGGUGG
Molecule: messenger RNA, 1287 nt
Organism: Salvelinus fontinalis (brook trout)
Lineage: Eukaryota; Metazoa; Chordata; Actinopteri; Salmoniformes; Salmonidae
Exons: 8
Coding region: 49-1272 (407 amino acids)
Molecular function (GO): zinc ion binding
Source: RefSeq, a predicted model, not a curated record